Fonsecaea erecta is the source of this 1749-nucleotide messenger RNA. RefSeq lists its product as hypothetical. The transcript has 2 exons. Lineage: Eukaryota; Fungi; Ascomycota; Eurotiomycetes; Chaetothyriales; Herpotrichiellaceae. Gene Ontology annotation, cellular component: nucleus. The record is from RefSeq and is a predicted model, not a curated record. Bases 1 to 1749 code for a protein of 582 amino acids.
AUGUCUGGCUAUGAUGGAACGGGUCAAGCAGGGCUCAUGAAGUUUCAACCUCCUGCCAUCGACAAUCCGGUGUACUACGGCAGUUUUCCUCCUACCCCGUACGAUCAUCACCCUCUUCUCCAACCUGGGAACCCCCAGGAAGCCGACUUCCAGUAUCUCGCUGGAAGCGAAUAUGCCUCUGAGAAGAGCAUUGUGCAAGGCAGAGCCCCUUCCGUGGAGUUUCGAGACCAGAGAGAUGGGGACGUGAGGGUGGCCAGUGCGCACCACCAACGUAUCCCCUCAUCUCAGAGUUUUCACACGCUUCCCCGCAAACGCAAGGCUUCGACUGAGGACGAGUACGACCUCCCGGCUCAGAAGAAAGUCGUGCUUGCUCAAGUCCACGUCCAAGAUCCCAACGGCGAUUACUAUGACCUGAGCGGUCAAACAUCCCCCUAUUCUCCCUUCGUGCCGACGCCAACCGGAAGCACUGGCCUUCCUGCUUGCAUUAGCCAUGGCGCGUCCCCUCGACCCUCUGGUCACCACUAUUCGACCUCAACUGCGUCCCAGGUCUCUCUGGCUGCUCCUUCGCCCCAUACGCCUGCGUUCAGCCCCUCGUUCACCACGGUCAAGAGCGAGCAGAGUCCGGCAGCGCCCAUGACACCUAUUCCCCGUCCAACAACAAGCUCGCCUUUGAAAUCGUCAGUUCCCAAGCUGGUCCGUACAUCCACCAUGCAGCAGUCACCAACGGCUCCCUGCGCGACGAUUGCCAUUGGACAGACCCAGACCUUUAACCCGUAUACCUUGUCCACCCUUAAAGCCAAUCUUAAACUCAAAGGUGACUUGGACACCAUGAAACAAGAUUGGACCGCCGAGGAGAAGGAAGCUCGCCGGCGCCUUGUGGUGUUUGAACGAGACCAAUCCGGCAGCACUAUUACUGCAAAUUUCAAGGCAGUCGCCCCCCAAGAUCGCCAGGCCAGCAGCAUUUGCAUCAGCUGCAUCUGGUGGAAAGAGAAGAACGAGUUCUUCGUCACCUCGGUCGACACCAUCUAUCUUCUUGAAGCUCUCGUCGGCGUUCGUUUCACUGUCGAGGAGAAGAACCGCAUUCGUCGCAAUCUCGAAGGCUUUCGCCCUCUGACUGUCUCCAAGGCUCGAUCCGACAGCGAGGACUUCUUCAAAGUUAUCAUGGGCUUUCCUCAUCCAAAGCCACGCAACAUUGAGAAGGACGUCAAGGUCUUCCCAUGGAAGAUCCUCGCCACCGCAUUGAAGAAGAUUAUUUCCAAGUACUCUGCAAGCUACUCUUCGACUGCGGCUCCGCUCCUCACGCCCGCUUCUUCCAUCUACAGCGGCGAAGGCCUGUCCGAAUAUCAGUAUCCCUCUUCCCCCCAUCCAGAAUACAUGGCUGUCGCGGGAUACCCGAUGAAUUCUGAAAUGGGUUACCUUCCCCCAGCCGUCCAGAUGCGCAUGCCUGGACCUGUCGUCACUGGACCACCCGAGUUACAGUUGCAGAUGCCCGAGUACGUCCCUGCGUACGACGUCAACGGCCAGUACAUUUAUCAGAAUGGAGUUCCAGUCACCCAAGCGACGAUGGGUAUGCCGGCCCACCCCAUGACUGCUCCAGUUACGCGCAUGCCCACAUGGGAAUAUGCCAGCUUCGUCAAUGACAGCCCGGUCACCAUGGCACCGCAAAGUGCACCGCCUACGGCUUACCCCCGCGGACCCAUGGCUGAAGCUACCGACUUCAUGUCCCAUGUGCACUACCAACAACACUGA